AUGGCUGGUGGUCCCGUCGCAGCAGGUGGCGGCAUUGGUGCCAAUGCCCCAAGGAACAAGGCUGCCGGUAUUGCAAUGACCGCCUUCGCCGCCUUUGGUGGUAUUCUCUUUGGUUAUGACACCGGUACCAUCUCUGGUAUCAUCGAAAUGUCCGACUGGCUUCACCUCUUCGGUACCCCAUGUCCUGCGGACCUCGCCGCUGACAGCUGCACCAACGGCUACUAUCUUCCAUCCAAGCGGUCAUCCCUCGUCGUUUCCAUCCUAUCGGCUGGUACCUUCUUCGGUGCUCUUCUCGGCGCGCCCGUGGCCGAUAUCAUUGGUCGUCGCCUCGGUAUCCAGCUCUCAUGUCUCGUCUUUGCCCUCGGUGUCGCUCUCCAGACAGGCUCCUCCAACAUAGCGACCUUUGUCGUCGGCCGUGUCUUCGCUGGUCUGGGUGUCGGCCUCGUCUCCACCCUCAUCCCCAUGUACCAGUCCGAGUGUUCCCCCAAGUGGAUCCGAGGUGCCGUUGUCGCCGGCUACCAGUGGGCCGUCACCAUCGGUCUCCUGCUCGCGUCCGUCAUCAACAACGCGACCAAGAACCGUGACAGCCACGCCGCAUGGCGCAUUCCCAUCUCCAUCCAGUUCAUUUGGGCAUUCAUCCUCUGCACCGGCAUGAUCUUCCUGCCCGAGUCGCCUCGUUGGUUGGUCAAGCAGGGCAGAGAUGAACAAGCCGCAGCUGCGCUUUCCCGCCUCACUGGCUACGGCCCAACUGACCCGGAGCUGGAGCUGGAGUUGGCCGAUAUCCGUGCAGGCCUCGAGGAGGAGAAGGCUUCCGGCGAGAGCUCAUAUCUCGACUGCUUCCGCCCCUCACACAAUAAAAUUAUCCUCCGUACCCUCUCUGGUAUCUUCAUCCAGGCGUGGCAGCAGCUUACGGGUAUCAACUUCAUCUUCUACUACGGCACCACGUUCUUCAAGAACUCGGGUAUCUCCAACCCCUUCCUCGUUUCAGUGGCAACGAACAUUGUCAAUGUGUUCAUGACGCUCCCAGGCAUGUGGGGCGUCGAGCACUUCGGUCGUCGUUCUCUCUUGCUCUGGGGUGCGGUCGUGAUGACCAUCUGUGAAUUCCUCGUUGCUAUCAUUGGUGUCACUAUCUCCGUCACCGAUCAGUCUGGUCAGAAAGCUCUGAUUGCGUUGGUCUGCAUCUAUAUUGCCGCCUUCGCUUCCACAUGGGGUCCCAUUGCUUGGAUUGUCGUGGGUGAAAUCUACCCGCUCAACGUUCGUGCGAAGGCCAUAUCGAUGUCCGUCGCGUCCAACUGGCUCUGGAACUGGGCGAUCAGCUACAUGACGCCGUACCUCGUCGACACCGGUCCAGGCAAUGCGGGUCUGCAGGCGAAGGUGUUCUUCAUCUGGGGCUCUACUUGCCUUGGCGCGGGCAUCUUCGUGUACUUCUGCAUCCCCGAGACGAAGGGCCUGUCGCUCGAGCAGAUCGACCUGCUCUACCAGAACUCGACGCCGCUUACGUCCGCACGCUACCGCGAGGAGCUUAUCGCGAACGACGUGCACGUUGCGGACCACGCUCCCGCGCACUCGGACGAGAAGGCGUCGCAAGAAAAGGUCUAA
Messenger RNA from Postia placenta MAD-698-R-SB12, 1599 nucleotides. RefSeq lists its product as hypothetical. The record is from RefSeq and is a predicted model, not a curated record. Lineage: Eukaryota; Fungi; Basidiomycota; Agaricomycetes; Polyporales; Adustoporiaceae. Gene Ontology annotation, cellular component: membrane. Bases 1 to 1599 code for a protein of 532 amino acids. Gene Ontology annotation, biological process: transmembrane transport; carbohydrate transport. The transcript has 5 exons. Gene Ontology annotation, molecular function: carbohydrate:proton symporter activity.